Fusarium poae is the source of this 1569-nucleotide messenger RNA. RefSeq lists its product as uncharacterized. Gene Ontology annotation, cellular component: membrane. The record is from RefSeq and is a predicted model, not a curated record. Lineage: Eukaryota; Fungi; Ascomycota; Sordariomycetes; Hypocreales; Nectriaceae. The transcript has 5 exons. Gene Ontology annotation, biological process: phosphate ion transmembrane transport. Bases 1 to 1569 code for a protein of 522 amino acids.
AUGGCGACGCUUCAUCAGUAUGAUUACAUUUUUGCCCUGACUGUUUUAUUUGCUUGCCUCGAUGCUUGGAACAUUGGCGCCAACGAUGUGGCCAACUCUUUCGGAACGUCGGUCUCUUCGAGAUCUCUCACCAUGAAACAGGCAAUGCUCGUAGCAGCAGUCUGUGAAUUUAGUGGAAGUGUAUCCGUAGGGUCUCGAGUAGCAGAUACCAUCCGCACAAAGAUUGUCGACCCUCACCACUACGACAGCUCACCUGGUGUUUUGCUCCUGGUCAUGAUGUGUACCAUUGUAUCAUCAUCGCUCUUCCUCACUUUCGCGACCCGUCAAGGACUUCCUGUUUCGACGACACAUUCUCUCAUUGGCGGUUUAGUCGGUGCAGCCACAGCUUCGAUCGGUAUUAAAAAGGUUAGUUGGGGAUGGCAUGGGAUUUCGCAGAUUUUCGCAGCUUGGGUCAUUGCGCCUUUGAUCGCCGGAUGUUUCGGAUACUUGCUGUUUCUUUGCACGAAGAAAUUCAUCUUGAUGAAAAGGACAGCUGUGAAGAGGGCUUUCUUUUCCAUCCCGUUUUACACUUAUCUCACGGUCGGCGCGCUCACGAUGCUUUUGGUCUGGAAGGGGAUUCACGUAAUUGACUUGUCACCGCGGGAUACAGUCAUUGCUAUAUUUGCGACAGCCACCGGGAUGACUUUUCUCCAGGCUGUGUUUCUACUACCGUUUCUAUGGACGAGGAUUAUGCAUGAGGACUGGACUCUCAAAUGGUACCAUGUCUUUCAAGGACCGAUGCUUCUGUGGCGAUCACCACCUCCACCCACACCGAUUGGCUUUACGAAACCGAGUAUCAGGGACUACUACCAAGGACACCUCACUCGCGAGGAACUCAACUACAUACGGACCUCUGAGACUCUUCUCCAAUCUAUCCAGACACCAAAUGGCGAGUUACCGGAUCUCGAUCGAGACGACGAAUGGAUCCUCCCUCCACCAGCACAAACACCACCCAAGACUCCACCGAAUCGAUUCGAACGACGACCUUCUUCGGAACUUGUACCUCCUCGUCCUGAAGGUGAAUGGAGUAGUCCCCGCGUCUUGGCAUGGAAGGUUAAUCGUGUGCUACUUCGCGGUCUGGAGAAGGAUGUCGUGGCGAUGCAGAAGCGAAACAACAUUCUUAACUGGGACUUGGAGGAUAUGCACGCCCGAUCAGCCCAUUACGACAACCGUGCAGAAUACAUGUACUCAGCCCUUCAAGUCCUCACCGCUGCAACAGCUUCUUUCGUCCAUGGCGCAAACGACGUCAGCAACGCAGUGGCGCCCUUUACAACAGCAUACCAAGUCUGGUCCAGCGGUGGAAUCCCAGAGUACGUCGAGAUCCCCAUCUGGAUUCUCGCGGCCAAGAAGAAGUUUCGCCAAGUCUGCUCAAUCUGUGGAAAAGCGAACCAUGCUGCUAAUGUCUAUCGCAACAAGCCUGGCAACGUCACUAUCGUCUCUGGCGGCUCUGCUUUUCUUCCUCCUCGACCUGUCCUUGACAUGGUUGGCAAGAAGAGCAAGAAGGAUGAGGACAUGGAAAUGAAGAAUUAA